Molecule: messenger RNA, 1431 nt
Organism: Humulus lupulus (European hop)
Lineage: Eukaryota; Viridiplantae; Streptophyta; Magnoliopsida; Rosales; Cannabaceae
Product: peroxidase 42
Exons: 4
Coding region: 77-1078 (333 amino acids)
Biological process (GO): response to oxidative stress; hydrogen peroxide catabolic process
Molecular function (GO): heme binding; peroxidase activity
Source: RefSeq, a predicted model, not a curated record
AUAGAGAGCAACAAACAAUUGUGGUCAGUUACUGAUCAGAUCGAGUGAGAGGCCACAUAGCACAGUCACAGAGAAAAUGGGUUCCAAAGCUCUCAUCUUCUUCGCUUUACUAUCUUUCUCAGCACUUUCUUCUCUCAAAACCUCUUCGGCAGCUGAAAAUGAGGAAGACCCAGGUCUUGUUAUGAACUUUUACAAGGAUUCAUGCCCUCAAGCUGAAGAUAUUAUCAAAGAACAAGUCAGGCUCUUAUAUAAGCGCCACAAGAACACUGCUUUCUCUUGGCUCAGAAACAUUUUCCAUGACUGUGCUGUCCAGUCGUGUGAUGCUUCACUGCUGCUGGACUCUACAAGGAGGUCCUUGUCCGAGAAAGAGAUGGACAGAAGCUUCGGGAUGAGAAAUUUUAGGUACAUUGAGACCAUAAAAGAAGCUGUAGAGAGAGAGUGCCCAGGCGUCGUUUCAUGCUCUGAUAUUCUUGUGCUCUCUGCAAGAGAUGGCAUCGUUUCGCUAGGAGGACCUUACAUUCCUCUAAAAACAGGAAGAAGAGAUGGUCGCAGAAGCAGAGCAGAGAUCCUCGAGGAGUACCUCCCUGACCACAACGAAAGCAUGUCCGUUGUUCUUGACAGGUUCGCCUCCAUGGGAAUCGACACCCCUGGACUCGUUGCCUUGCUAGGGUCACACAGCGUGGGGCGCACCCACUGCGUGAAACUGGUCCACCGGCUGUAUCCGGAGGUGGACUCAGCUCUGAACCCGGACCACGUAGAGCACAUGCUUUACAAGUGCCCGGACUCCAUUCCAGACCCGAAAGCGGUCCAGUACGUGAGGAAUGACAGGGGAACGCCUAUGAUUCUGGACAACAACUACUACAGAAACAUAUUGGACAACAAGGGCCUUCUGCUGGUGGAUCAUCAGUUGGCCACUGAUAAGAGGACCAAGCCAUAUGUGAAGAAGAUGGCCAAAAGCCAAAGCUACUUCUUCAAAGAGUUCUCUAGAGCCAUCACCAUUCUCUCCGAGAACAACCCUCUCACUGGUACCAAGGGUGAGAUCAGAAAGCAGUGUAAUGUUGCCAACAAGCUCCAUUGAAAAACACCACACUUGUUUCAAUAUCUUAGAGUGAUGAUGUUGAGAGACUUGAAGAAUAAUUAAGAUGAUGGUUUGUAAUGUGUGCAUGGAAAUGGCAGUACUACUAUAUGGUCAUCUAUUACUGUACUGUUAGCUAGUUAAGUUAUUAUUUUCCAAUGUUUUCUUAGUACUAGUUUCAUUAAUUAGGUUUCUGCGUUCUUGAUGGGGACUACUACAGACUGGGUUAAACCUGAUGUGUAUGUAUGUAUUUAUGUAUGUAUGGACGAUGGACGAUGGUGAUGUCAUGUUAUGUUAUUGUGGGCACAUGUGGAUUGAAAUGAUGAUGGUGAAUGAUCAGGCUUUGCGUGCCAAAA